CUUUUCCAUCUCCAUUGCUGAAACAAAAUUCUCAGCUUUGAUGGGUAUUCAUGAUGAUGAUGCAUGUAAUAUUGGCCUCGUUCUCCGUUUAGGCCUCUCAUCGACCGUGGAGUCACCGUCUAAGCCCGAUAGCAACCAAACUCCCAGCAAGAAUCCAUCGUUUCUCAAGUUCGAAGCAACGAACUUUGAUGAUGAACCCUCGCUGACGUUGGGGCUUUCUAGCAGCGGUGGCGGUGGUGACAGUUACCAAGUUACGACUGCUGCUACACAAAAGGUUGAUGUGAAACCUGCCGGUGAUUUGUAUCGUCAAGCUUCGAUUGUUAGUGCUGUUUCUUUGUUAUCAAGUGGUAAGGUGAAGAGGGAGAGAGAGGUUAGCAGCGAGGAAUUAAUGGAGGUAGAGAAGAAUAAUAAUAAUUCCUCUAGACUCAGUGAUGAAGAUGAAGAAGGCGUUAAUGGAAGAAAGAAACUUCGGCUCUCCAAACAACAAUCUGCUCUUCUCGAGGAAAGCUUCAAACAACACAGCACUCUCAGUCCCAAACAAAAGCAAGCUUUAGCAAGGCAAUUGAACUUGAAGACUAGACAGGUCGAAGUAUGGUUCCAGAACAGAAGAGCAAGAACGAAGCUGAAGCAAACUGAGGUGGACUGUGAGUUGUUGAAAAAGUGUUGCGAGACACUGACGGAUGAAAACAGGAGACUGCAAAAAGAGAUUCAAGAACUCAAGGCACUCAAACUGACUCAACCGUUUUACAUGCACAUGCAAGCGGCCACACUCACCAUGUGCCCGUCUUGUGAGAUAACCACCGGCGUCGGCGAUGCCAAUGGCAAUUCCAACAACCCUUUUUUGAUGGCUUCCAAGCCUCACCAUUUCCAUAACAAUAAUCCCUUAAGCAAUCCUUCUGCGGCUUGUUGAUUAAGUUUUUCAGAAACUAAUUCGUAUCAAAAGAACAGAAAGAAAAUAGAUCCCAACAAGCCAUCAACCCCUUUAUUAUCUGGUUGAGGGCUUCUAGUGAAUUAAAACUAGUUUAGUUAUUUCAUUAAUUACUUUGUAGAAACAAAUCAUCUUUUUUUUACCCCAAAUACA
Messenger RNA from Hibiscus syriacus, 1081 nucleotides. Its product is annotated as homeobox-leucine zipper protein HAT22-like. The transcript is spliced from 3 exons. The record is from RefSeq and is a predicted model, not a curated record. Gene Ontology annotation, molecular function: DNA-binding transcription factor activity, RNA polymerase II-specific; sequence-specific DNA binding. Gene Ontology annotation, biological process: regulation of DNA-templated transcription. The coding region runs from base 41 to 910 and encodes 289 amino acids. NCBI's taxonomy places the organism in Eukaryota, Viridiplantae, Streptophyta, Magnoliopsida, Malvales, Malvaceae.